This is a messenger RNA of Danio rerio (zebrafish), 2967 nucleotides long. The record is from RefSeq and is a predicted model, not a curated record. NCBI's taxonomy places the organism in Eukaryota, Metazoa, Chordata, Actinopteri, Cypriniformes, Danionidae.
CUUAUAGGUCUGGAGAUAGAUCAGCUACAGAUAGACACCAUAACUCUUUCUGUAAUGACACAGUAACAGUUUUAUGAUGGAAGCUUUGUCAGGUUUAUGGUUCAAACAAAACCUGAGAGGCAGGAUGGAGGAAGCUGAGCUCUUAAAGGAACGUCUUCAAGCGAUUACGAAUAAGAAGAAAAUACAAGAAGAAAUUGCCCUUAAGCGGCUUGAGAUUGACAGAGAGAAACUGAAGCUUCAACAUGUCAAGAAAAGGUCCAUGCGAGAUCUGUGGCUCAUGGAUGGGAUGAACAGCAGUACUGCUCAGGAAACUCAAAAAGCUCUUGAAGAUGCACAACAAGCUAAAAACCUUAAGAGCAACAUACACCGGAUAGAGAAGGAGAUUGAAGCAUUGGAGAGGGAGGAAAUGAACAUCUCAACAAAUGAAGGGCUGAUUCUGAAGAGGCUUAAAGUUGUUGAAAAGUCUCCAGAGGACAUCAUUAAGGCAGUAAAUGCAGACUUUGCAUCAGAGCCAAUCUAUAUCCAUUCAACAAUUCCAAAUAUGCUAAAGCCUAGCACACCUCUAUUAAGUCAAAGGAAGAGACAAGACUUGGAAACUGAAGCAAAAAAUGACAAAGGCAAACCCGCUUUGUUUGCCAUGGAAAUUAAUGUUCAGAAAGACUUGCGCACUGGUGAAAGCCAAGUUAUUUCCUCCUCCACCAUUUCUCCUCAAGAACUCCAGCAAAGGGGCAUCAAAGUCUACGAUGACGGCCGAAAGUCUGUCUACGCCUUGCGAACAGACGGCCACCAGCCUGGAGCCAACGGAGUGGAUGAACUCAGUCCUGUGGAGGUCGAAGAGCUGCUCAGACAGGCCUCAGGAAAGAAGAAAUUGGGCAAUCAAGUAAACCCUUCAUACCCCUACAGCAUGCCCCAUGAACUACAAUCACCUCCUGACAACCGCAAAUCCAAUGGAGGUCAAGAUCCUUACAGCGUGGACCUAUCAGCAUGGCCUGAGCUUGUGUAUAAUGAUGGCGUUGGGUAUCCAGAGGAUGCAGGUCAUAGACUUCCUCUUUUGCCAAUGCCGAAUUACAAUGACAGACCAGACGAGUACUUUCACAACACCAACUACAGCCAUGAGUUACACAGAGGAGAAAGACGUAAGCAUGGACCAUAUCACAACCGGGGAACGAGGCAUUUGGAUCAUGACAUCAGAAACAACAGCUCCUGUUCUGCCUACUCUGAGGACUCCAAAAUCAGUGUCCUGAACGCUAUGCCAUCGGACGAACCCGUCACUAUGAUCUUCAUGGGCUACCAGAAUGCAGAUGAUGACAGUCAGAGCUUCGAGGGAUCUGUUCGGGCUGAGCUGGUGAUCAUUGGGGAUGGAGAAGAUGAUUCCAGUAGGAUCUGUCAAACCAAUCUGAAGUCAAAUUCAAACCGAGGCGACGUAGAGGACGGGGCAGUUACAGAAUUACAGAUGCAAAUGGAGAAACUGGGACAAACCGCGUAGUGGCCAACAUCCAUUUGGUGGAUCUCUUGCUCUAAAGGUGGUUAAGAAAUGCGAAUCAACAAUAUUUGUGAAAAUACAUUUGAAAUAUGAACACUUGGGCGACCCGGUGGCUCAGUGGUUAGCACUGUCGCCUCACAGCAAGAAGGUGGCAGGUUUGAGCCCCGGCUAGGUGAGUUGGCAUUUUUGUGUGGAGUUUGCAUGUUCUCCCCAUCAUCUCGUGGGUUUCCUCCGGGUGCUCCGGUUUCCCCCACAAUCCUAAAGACAUGUGGUAUUGGUGAACUGAAUGAGCUAAAAUGUCCGUAUGUGUGUGAAUGCAAGAGUGUGUGGAUUUUUCCCAGUGCUGGGUUGUGAAUGGAAGGGCAUCCGCUGAGUAAAACAUAGAUAAGUUGGUGGUUCAUUCUGCUGUGGCGACUCCUGAUUAAUGAAGGGACUAACCGAAGGAAAUUAAAUUAAAUUAAAUAUUAACACUUUUCAAGAAAAAAAAAAUACUUUGAGGUAAGGCUAUGCGAUUAAUUGAAAUCGAACUGCAAUUGUGAUAUUAAAUGAGCUCAAUUUUAUUCUGCCCAAUCAGAAUUGCGCAACCGAACUAUGCGAACACCCACAAUAAAACAAACAAACAGGAAAGCGAGGACAAGUGGGAUGAUGACAUCUGCCACUUCAAAGCAUUAAUAGAUGAAUAAAUAAAUAAAUAUAUAUUAAUAAACGGCACAUUGGUGAUAUAGCAAUAUUUUAGUUUCAAAGUUACAGACACAAAACAGGUCAUUUGUAAGAGCUGUCACAGAAUUGUUGCCACAGCACAAGAAAAUAUAACAACCAGCACCUUAAAAAGCAUGGUAACAGCAAAGUACACUUUCAGAGUUGUUUGCAGAGUUGUAUGGUUACACCAUAUGAAAAAAUAUCACGAAGCCACCAGGAGACAACUAACGUCAUAACUUACUACUGUUUGCUCUAGAGAAAAAUUUAAGUUUAAUUUCUGAAUAUUUAUAAACAAAUUUAAAUAAAAGUUGGAAUUAGUUCAUAUCUUUUCAGUUCCUUUUUUAACUAACACUCACUGCUUUUUAGCAGUAAAAUGCUAAAAUACACAAUAUUAAGCUGAAACUUGACAACAAUCACAAUUCAAAUCGAAAUUAAAAAAUAUCUGUUAAAAAAGCAGCCCUACUUUGACUUAUGGGCAUUUUUUUUUCUUUCAUGGGAUAAAAAAAAAGACUUUUUCUCUUGACUUUUCUUUUCAAAUAUGUUACUAUAAAUUUAGCCAUAUUGAAUAGACUUAAAAUUGCAGGUUAACAAUUUGUAAUCUUGGAAUUAAGUAAUGCAAAUUUAAUAAACAUUGAUUUGUGAGUUCAAAUUUUAAACAUAGAAAUGUUAGAAUUUUUUGUUCACAUCUUGCAAUGUUGAUUUAAUUUUUUCGCAGAACGGCAAAAGAAAAAGAGAAUUGUGUGGAAAAACUUAAGAUAAUCGAAACUAAUCAAAACAUGAAAUUC